CUUCGGGAUCGGGCAGGUAGAUGGUUAAAUACAUUCCCUAAUGGCCACUUCAAGACCUGGGAGGCGUUGCACUAGGCAUUCAUGCACGAAUAUUUUCCACCAUCUGCUAUGGUGAAAAUAAAAAACUCCAUCCAAAACUUCCGUCAAGCGCCUAUGGAAUCGAUGAGCGAAGCAUGGGAAAGAUUCAAGGAAUUGAAGGUUAAAUGCCCACCUGCUUUAAUUGAUUCCGAUAGUUUGAUGUUCUACUUUUACCAAGGCUUAACGGUACGAUCUAAGAAGGAAUUGGACCACUCUUCUAAACUUGGUUCUUUUCUGGAGAUGACACCUGAGGAGAAUGAGGAGUUAGUAGAUAGACUUACGUCGAAUGCUAAAUAUUGGUAUGAAGUCCGAGCUCCUCCUCCUAAAGCUGGCAUGUAUGAAGUAGACCAAUUCACAUCCCUCAAGGCUAGUAUGGAGAGCAUCGUGAAACAAACUAUCAAGGAACACCUAGGAGCUUCCCAUCCACGUCCUAAUUUGUAUACUGAACCGGUGAAUCAAGCUGAAAUCUAUGGUUCUGGUAGUCACCACCAGUCCGAUCUUGUCUUGUCUUGUGAGCACUGCUUUCAAAAUCAUCUUUCCUCUACUUGUCCCUUGAUUGAACCACCCCAUCUGAGUAAGGCUAAAGACCUUAAUCUAGCACAAUACGCGAAUAAAGGGGAAGGGACUUGGGCCCAGAGCAAUCAGGAGCAAUGGCGGGAAAGAAACAACUUUCCAAGAAACAAUCGUCCUAGGGAUGACUAUAAACAGGGUAAUUGGAAUAACAAUAAAACCAAUUACCAAAAUAACAAUGCACCCUACGUUCCACCUCAUCAUCGCCAACCUCCGCAAGAAGAUUCUUUGGCAAGGAUGGAAAAGAUGAUGAUGGAGUACAUGCAGAAGAUGAAUAAUCUGGCAGAUGAUUUGAAGGAACGUGACAAGACGCGUGAUAACCAACUCCAACAAGUGUUUAAACAACUUGGAGUUAGAGAACAGGGGAACCUCCGAGCUACCACUGAACCAAACCCAAGGGAACAACUUCGGGCCAUAACUUUAAGAAGUGGUAAAGAGCUUCAAGGCCCGGAAGUCGAAGCCGAUAUAGAAGAAGUCCCUGUGGAUACUUCUAUAGGAACAACCUCUCAAAAGAAGUCUGAAUCCACACCCCAAGAGACGAGGAGGGAAGAAACCCCCUCCAGCCAACCCCAACUAGCCAGACAAACUCAGCUAAACACUAUUCCCUUCCCUACUAGGGUUAAAAAGAGCAAGGACGAGAAAGCUUUCCAAAAGUCAUUGGCCAAGUUGAGGUCAAAAUGCCUUUGUUGUUUAGCUUAGUUUUAUUUUAAUUCUCAUUUUUACAAUCUUUUAAUUUUCUUUCAAAAAUAGUAGUUUUUUUAAUCAUUUUUUUACAUUAUAUUAUUUCAUUUUAUUUUUCCCUAACCCAAAAUUAUCAGAUAUCUUAUUUUUUGGAGAAAAAUAUAGCAGAAGGCCAAAAAUGUAGUUCAAGUUUGGAAAGAAGAUAUUGAUUUUGGCUAGAGCCCAAACCCAUCAUCAAAUAAAGAAGUCCAGGCCUUGUCCUCUUAAGAUUUACGCAAGAAAGGAAAAAAAAUGGAGAAUUGAAGUCUACGACUUCUUCUUCCUCUUCGCGAUAAACUAGCGCGGAUGCUCCAAUGUUCUUCCGUUUGAUUCGCAACAAUCAAUUCUCAACGGGAAGAAAUUAAAGGCUCCUUGCUCCUACUAUCCUAUAAAUUGAAGGCAAAUUGCACAAUUGAAAAGGGGGGAAGGGCAUCGCACCAACAGGAAAGUGUGCAGCGGCUUUUGGCCGCUGCAAUUGACGCCACCGGAGAAGAGAGCAGACGGCGGCCGACCACGGCUCGCCGGCGUUCGACGAUGGUCGGCGGUGAUAGGUGUGGCAGUUCCUUCAAGCUCCAAUUUCUUCAAGUUUUCUUCAUCUUCUUUCUCUAAUUGGUAACCCUAUAUGUUAUUUCUUCAAUUUUUUUCUCCAUUUCUUUGUAAAAGUGUUGUUUCAAUUCAAAUUUAUACUUUUUUUGCUUGUUGUGUUAAUUUCGAAAAUUCCAAAAUGGUUGGUGUUCUUUUAUGGGUUUUUUAUGUUAUAUUAAAUCCCUUAUGAAUGAGAAUGAAUUCUUACUAGUUUCUUCAAUUUUUGCGCAAAUUGAUGUUAAAUCGGUUGAAUUAUAAAUUGAUUUCAUAAGUAGGUUGGUAUGUCGAAUUCGGUUAUCAUUGAAGCUAAUUUAGCUACAUAUUUUAGUUAAAUGAUUUUCGAAUUCAUACGUGAAUCUCUUUUGUGACUUGUGUUUUGUAAAAUUUUAAGGUAAAUGAACUUCUUAGCCACAUAAGUUGAACGUUUUCCUUAAGAUUCGUUAUAGAGUGAUUGUUUAUGUCUUGGUGUUUUUGUUUGUUAUUUUCAUAAAAAUUGGGAUUGUUUAAGCGCAAUAAACAACUCUUGAUUUAAUGAAAAUAUGUAAUGUUUUUCUUAUGUGAAUAGAUUAAAAUUCUUAUGCUUAAGUUGUUCAAGGAGACCUGCAAAAUAUUUUCAUCAUUAGACGUUAAAGUUUAUUAAAGUGUAUCAAAUGUUCUUCAUGCAUACUUUGUGCAUGGGAGUUAGAAUGAAAGAAAGAUUCGCUCUUUUAUAAACUUUUUCAUCUUUUGGAAUCAUUGUUUGAGCGCUUGAGGUGAGUGGGGGUUCAAAGUGAUCCAAAAGGCCUUUGAAUCUUUGACUCCGGGCCUUAUAGAGAGUUGACGAUCCUCUAUAUGUGGUCAAGGAUAUGAAUCAACUCGAGCCUUUGAAUUCUAUUCUAUUCUUAAGUGCGUAAGUUACGUAAUAUUUUGUCUAAGUGCCUAUUAUACGUGUAAUGUUCAAUUUGUGUUUGUUCUUUUUUUCAUUUUGUUUUGGGUUCUUGGCGGUGUUUCUUGGGUUACCUUAAUUGGAGAAGUUGAUUAUCUUUUGAGAUUGUUUCCCUCAUUUUAUCAAAAAACCAAAAAAAUAAGAAAAUAUAAAAACCAAAAAUAUUUACUUUUUAUUCAACCCCCCCUUUGUGUUUAUUUAUAAGUUAUAAAUAUAAGUUUUUAUUCUUUUAUAUACUUAGUUAAAAGUUUUUAUUUUUAUUUAGUGACAACGUGUUUGCAUACUAAAUUGGUUUUAAAAAGUACAAACUUUCUCCGUGGGAUCGACCCUUACUUGCCCUAGCUAUAGUUUUUGUUUGAUUAUAUUUUGGGAGUUAGCUAAGGAUAUUUUAUAAAUUUUUAAUUUGUUUUGGACCACACGACAAGUCCCCAACAAAUUUUGGCGCCGUUGCCGGGGAAAGUUUAAUUUGUAUAAAAUCAGUUUAGGAUGUGCUUUUUGUGUUUGUUUGAGAAUGCAGGUUGUAAAAGCAAGCCUCAAAUUUUUUGUGCGAAGUUAUUUCACAUGUUAAAGUCAUAGCAUUGAAGUUAUGUGUGGUUUGUAUGCUAGAACAAAUUGAAAUCAGUAUCUGUGCUUGAAUUCAUUGCUGAAAUCUGUGUUCCAUAUGUUUUUUUUGUGAGAUUUUUGGCCAAUUUUUCAUGAAAAUUGCAUUUUGAGACCUUUUCUGCAUUCUUUAUCUUCUGAUUUCUGGUGCUAGUGAUCAUAUAUGUUUCUUUUCGUUAACACAAGUGUUGCUCUGGCCUUUGGUUAUUAAUUCGAUGGAUGCAACGUGUGUGAACUGAUUUUAUUUCAAUGAUACAUGCUGGUUUUUUUUUAAAAAAAUCGUUCCUUAAAUAUGCAUUUGGAUUGAAGUAAGCAUAUAUGUUUCAGCUGAUUUUGAUUGCAUUAGGUGCUGCAAAACUCUUUUAUGAUGUUUUUUUAAGAGAAAAAAUCUGCACUUUUUGGGUGAUUUGCAAGUUGAGUUGAUGUUGGUUAAAGUGCUCAAUUUCUUAAAACUUGUUUAGGAACUGAAUUUAAAGCUAUAACAUGAUGUCAAAAGUCUUAUUCUUGAGUAUUUGAUGCUACAUUUGCUUAAAAAUCUGAUUUAUACAUGCUGAUUUUUUUGAAGAAAGUGCACUUUUGACUUUGUUUUCAUGCUGUUUUUGUCCUUAGAGUGCUUCUUUGCUUCAAUUAUGAACUAUAUAUGAUAUAUCUUGCUUGGGGACAAUAUCUAGAAGCAUGACUUGAUGUUUAUAUGUUGAUUUUUUAGAUUUAGAAGUUGAAUUUGCUGAAAUUUAGACCUACACUGCUGUUUUGUUGAAAAAUCUGCAACAUUUUUGCUGGAUUCUUAUGCUGAAUUUGAGUUCCUAAGAUGCUUUUUAUGCCUGACUUAUGAACUUUCAUUGCUAAAUUUGCAUAGGAACUAAUUUUAGACGCUUAUCACUUAUUCAUUCAAUAUUAUUUUGACCCUUAUAUGCUGAUUCUUUAUGCGAAAGUGCAAAAAAAUGCAGAGAAAUCUCAUUUUGAAUCUGAUUCAUAGGUCUAAAUUUGCUACUUGAAUCUCAUUUUUGCUUCUCAAUUGAGAAUUUAGUUAUCACUUUUGUUGAGAGAGUAAAAAUCAAGAUUGAAUUGUAUA
Messenger RNA from Cuscuta campestris, 4550 nucleotides. Lineage: Eukaryota; Viridiplantae; Streptophyta; Magnoliopsida; Solanales; Convolvulaceae. The record is from the annotation of a GenBank genome assembly.